UUGAAGUUGAAUAUGAAGAAAUGCCAGCAAGUGUUCUAUGUCCUGUAAUAUCAUCUGUUCUACAUGAGAUAUAUCAAGUAACAUCCAUAAAGAUAUUCCAUUUGAACACAUUGAAUAAUUGA
Messenger RNA from Funneliformis caledonium, 122 nucleotides. The record is from the annotation of a GenBank genome assembly. Lineage: Eukaryota; Fungi; Glomeromycota; Glomeromycetes; Glomerales; Glomeraceae.